UUGUCAUCCUCUCCGGUCUCCUCAACACAAUAAUAAUAAUAAUAAUAAUAAAUAAAUAAAUAAAAAGAAAAAAAGUCCAAGUCUAUGUGCGAGUCCUAAGUGGAGGUAGUUUCCCUCUAAGCCUUCCUUGUUCCUUUGAAUACUCCCUCGUCUUUGCCUCUCCAAUCCAUUCCAACAUUUAAGUCACGAAAGCUCUUUCCUACCACAUUCCUUCCCUCCCCAAAACAACAAGUCCAACUUCUUCUUCUUCUUUUUUCACAUCCAUUAUCUCUUUCUUUUUUGUUUUCAUAUUUAUACCUUAUUUUUAUUGCGCAAAUCUUCAAAUAUUAAAAGCAAACAGCACCAAACCCAUACUGGGUCAGCAUUUCAAGACCCAAUUUUCCAUUCUUGGGAUUUUAAAGAUAAAAACUUUUUUUUUUUUUCCCCUUCCUUUCUUUUAUUUAUCUCUUUCUGGAAUUUUUGCAAAAACCCUAUUGACAAAGAUUCAAGAAGAACAAAAUGGGAGAGGAUUCUCAGCUUAGUCGAACUUUCGGCGAGUCCAGAGCCGUUGAGCUUACCGGAAAGAUCAUGGUGACUGCUAUAAUAGUACUCUUCGUGGUGGUGGUGUUCGUCCUUUUCCUCCAUCUCUACGCCAAAUGGUUUUGGUGGCGUGUCGAUCAAUCCGCAGCUGACCCUCAUCAACAACAAUCCCGUCGUCGUCGCCGAAGCCGCUUCGUUUUCGCUCCCGGUCAAGACCCAACAAUUGGAUCUCUUCGACAAGGGCUCGAACCGUCCAUACUCAGAUCCCUCCCUGUGUUGGUAUAUCGGCCAGAAGACUUCAAAGACGGGCUCGAAUGCGCCGUUUGUCUGUCUGAGCUUGUUCAGGGAGAGAAAGCUCGUCUUCUUCCCAAAUGCAACCAUGGUUUCCACGUCGAUUGCAUCGACAUGUGGUUUCAGUCCCACUCGACCUGCCCUAUUUGCCGGAACGCCGUCGCUCCGGAGAGCUCCGACGACGACGACGCUGCUGCUGGUUCGGCAGCAUUGGCAGGAAGUGUUCACGAUGAGAAUUUGGCUUCUGGGUUUUCCACAGAGACUCCAAAUUUCCCCACAAAUGUAUUGUUUUGGGGGAAUCAAACCCAGGUUAGCUCCGGUGGUGCUUGUUUGGAAUUGGAAGAAGGCCCUUCUUCUCAACCCCUUGCUCCACCUUCUUCUUCUUCAUCUUCGUUAGCUACAAGUAGGCCUGAUGGAAUGCUGGUGAUUGACAUUCCGGGAGAGAACUCCUCCUCGACGGUAUCACCUUCCGGUGGAAGAUUCGCCGAUGAGGAUUUGAAGUCGCCGGUGACGACGAGAUUGAGAUCAUUGAAGAGGCUUCUGAGCAGGGACAAAAGGAUAAGUCCCUGCAGUCCCAGCUCUAUUGAUAUUGAGCAAGCAAGCAGAGGACAGAGUUAAAAAAUAAAGCUCGUCUCUUUUUGAAGUUGGAAGAUAGAUUGUAUUUUGGGUCAUUUAGAGCUGAGGGAAAAAAAAUGGAUUCUGAUAAAAAGGAUAAAUUUGGUGUUUGAGAGAGUGAUUUUUGAUGUGUUAUUAAUUCUCUCCCAUCCCAGAGAAAUUGGUUAGGUUCUUUUGGAGAUGAAGAAAAAAGAAUCCUACAUAUGUCAUUUUGCUCCAUAUCCAUUUGAAAAUUAUUGAGAUGGGUAUAUUGAACUGGAGCUUUGAGAUCUGGACAGUCUUUUCUUUAGACUGCGUACCAUACAACCAAGUUUGUAAUGUAUAUUUGUCCUUUUGGAAAACAGAGUUAUGAACAAUUGUUUGAAAUUGAUGUACAAUUGUUUGAAAUUGAUGUAUAUUUUCAAUGAAAAUUGCCUUUGUUUAUUAUA
This is a messenger RNA of Ziziphus jujuba (common jujube), 1853 nucleotides long. Its product is annotated as RING-H2 finger protein ATL3. NCBI's taxonomy places the organism in Eukaryota, Viridiplantae, Streptophyta, Magnoliopsida, Rosales, Rhamnaceae. Gene Ontology annotation, biological process: protein ubiquitination. The record is from RefSeq and is a predicted model, not a curated record. The transcript has a single exon. The coding region runs from base 499 to 1428 and encodes 309 amino acids.